AUGUGUGAUACUUACUUUGGAGAAGAUAAACAGCCACAAUCAAUGGUUUUUCCAUCUACACAUCCUGAUGAGAAACUUGGAAACAAACCUAAGGGCAUAAAACAAGUGUUAAUAGAAAGAGGAAAAUGGUCAUCUCAAGGAUUAAUAUUAGAAUGCAAAGAAU
Molecule: messenger RNA, 163 nt
Organism: Entrophospora sp. SA101
Lineage: Eukaryota; Fungi; Glomeromycota; Glomeromycetes; Entrophosporales; Entrophosporaceae
Source: the annotation of a GenBank genome assembly